This is a messenger RNA of Perca fluviatilis (European perch), 1692 nucleotides long. Its product is annotated as zinc finger protein 239-like. The coding region runs from base 36 to 998 and encodes 320 amino acids. Lineage: Eukaryota; Metazoa; Chordata; Actinopteri; Perciformes; Percidae. The transcript is spliced from 2 exons. Gene Ontology annotation, molecular function: DNA-binding transcription repressor activity, RNA polymerase II-specific. The record is from RefSeq and is a predicted model, not a curated record. Gene Ontology annotation, biological process: negative regulation of transcription by RNA polymerase II.
UCCGAGACCAGGACCAGGACCAGAACAAGAGCGGAAUGGAGGAGGAGCAGCAGAAGCCGGAGCAGCGGAGCAACAAGGUCCCCAGAAGAGCAGCAGCAGGCUCGGCCUCUGAUAGCAGCGGUGUUCAGAAACGGAGAGGAAGAGGGGGUCUCGGACAUCAGAGCUGUCAGCACUGUGGCAAGUCCUUCACAACAUCUGGAAAUUUAAAGAUUCAUCAGAGAGUUCACACUGAAGAGAGACCAUACAGCUGUGAACAAUGCGGGGCAGCUUUCAAACAGUUAGGUGCGCUCAAAACUCAUCAACUCAUUCACACUGGAGAUAAACCGCACAGCUGUGAACAAUGCGGGACAGCAUUCACAACGUUGAGUAACCUUAAAGUCCACCGACGUGUUCACACUAGAGAGAAGCCGUUCUCGUGUGAACAAUGUGAAAAAGGUUUUUCUCAGAGUAGUAACCUUAAAACCCAUCAACGCAUUCACAUUGGAGAUAAACCGUACAGUUGUGACCAAUGCGGGGCAGCUUUCACCCUUCAAAGUUACCUAACAUUUCACCAACGUAUUCACACUGGAGAGAAGCCGUUCUGGUGUGAACAAUGUGGGAAAACUUUUUCUCAGAGUAGUAGCCUUAAAGUCCACCAGCGCAUUCACACUGGAGAUAAACCGUACAGCUGUGAACAAUGCGGGGCAGCUUUCACAACGUUGGGUAGUCUUAAAGACCACCAACGCAUUCACACUGGAGAUAAACCGUACAGCUGUGAACAAUGCGGGGCAGCUUUCACAACGUUGGGUAGUCUUAAAGACCACCAACGCAUUCACACUGGAGAGAAGCCGUUCUGGUGUGAACAAUGUGGGAAAACCUUUUCUCAGAGUAGUCACCUUAAAAGACACCAACUCAUUCACACUGGAGAGAAGCCAUUCUGGUGUGAGCAAUGUGGGAAAACCUUUUCUCUGGGGGCUAAACUUAAAACCCACCAACUCAUUCACACUGGCUCCUCUUGAACAUGUUCUAAAGCCAAGCUGUUGUUAGAGAGGAGAGAGGGAACAAAUAGCUGUUUACUACCCAGAUAACAAAAGAGAGCAGUCCCGAGCCCAAAGUAGCCGAGGUCCAGGACCACUUGCAGGCACUAACCUGCUUGAUAGAUAUGGAAGAAGAACAAAGUGGGGAAUUUGUCAGAGCACAUAAUAUUGGGUCAAAAAGAGCAUGUAAAGAUGACAAGUGAAAAUCAGUGCAGUGAAAACUACGAUGAGUGUAACAUAAGUUGUUUUCCAAGGAUCAGAUGAUGAGAUAUUCAUGGUUGAAGCUUGUAGAAGAAAAUGAUUUACCAGUUUUAGUCUCAUUUUAUCCUAAUAUCCUCUUUCUGAUCACUGAUUAAGUUGAUCAUAUUUUAUCUGAUUUAUUAAAACAUUUUUAUCUUGUGUUCUGUAACUGAAUGUUAUUAACAAUAUACACCAAGAGAUGGAAUUGUUUUUGGAUAUAUGACUUAUCAUUUAUAUUUUACUUUAUUACUUCAUGUAUUCAUGUGUUUUGUUGAAGAAUAUUGUGAGUUGUGUUUAUAGGUUUUAUUUUGUCCUCUUAUUUUGUUGAAGCUGGUCAUGUUGUUCAUAUGUGUGUGAUCACUUGAAGAGUAGUAAUGUAGACUCACUGUAAUCUGAACACUUGAUAUUACCCCACAAACUAUGAAUAAAUACUUUU